GAAACGUCAGUUUUCGGAGACCUGCUCGGUUGCUCGGUGGGUGUUUGGAGAAGGUAACAUCAUGGCGUCGGGAACAGGAGAGCAGUCCGCCGGACACGAUGCAGAACUGGACGAAUUACUGGACAGUGCAUUGGAUGACUUUGACAAGACCCCGGCCCCUCCGGCCCCUGAACCUGCAGCUGCCUCCUCCUCAGCCAACAGUGGUGCAGAAAAGCCAGCGCUGCUGGAAGACUGCAAACUCUUUGAGACUCUUUUCGAGGGCGACAUGGCCUCCCAGGCCAAGGAGGAGUGGGAGAAGGCCAUGACUGAGCUGGCCAACGAGGAGCCAGAAUUACUGCAGCACUUCCAUAAACUAUCAGAGGCUGCAGGCAAAGUUGGAACUGACACGGCUUCCCAACAAGAAUUCACUUCCUGUCUUAAAGAAACACUUCGUGGCCUGGCCAAAAAUGCAGACAACCUGCAGACCUCUGGACUAGCUGGAGACGACCUUGUGAAGGCGUUAGAAGGCCUGGGAUUGGAAGAGGGCGGCGAAGGAGGCGGUGAUGACGGAAACAUUCUGCCCAUCAUGCAGUCCAUCAUGCAGAACCUCCUCUCGAAGGAAGUGCUUUAUCCAUCUCUCAAGGAGAUCACUGCGAAGUACCCAGAGUGGCUGGAGGCCAACAAGCCAAGCCUGAGCCCAGAGGACUACCAGCGCUACGAGCAGCAGGCCAACAUCAUGGGAGAGAUCUGUAAGCAAUUUGAGAAGGAGGAAGAUCCUACAGCAGAUAAAGAAGGGACGUUCGAGAGCAUCAUGGACCUGAUGCAGAAGCUGCAGGACCUGGGCCAACCACCCAAAGAGCUCGCAGGUGAUGCGCCUCCAGGUUUUAACUUUGACAUGGAGUCCCUCAAUCUCCCAGGAGGCCCCGGAGCUGGGGCGGCAGAGCAGUGCUCCAUCAUGUGAUGAGGUAGCGGUGCGGUCCAUCAGAAGCGCCGGAGCCAGAGAGUCGCUCUGUGUGCGUCAGCGACAGGCAGAGAGUGAAGGAGUGUGAAACAAAGGUCAGACAGGAGUGUGACCAGACCGUCGAAACUGUUAUCCCUCGGGUAGAAGGUGUGUGGAUGCAGAAAUAACAAGAGGAGGCACGGAAAACCAACAGAAACCACUCACACACACCAAACACACUCUCUUCUGUCUAAAAUCACUGAGCGCACAACAUUUUAACAUCUCUGCAUUAGUUUGUCAGCGGUUGCCGUAUCGCCUUUGCGGUUUAGUUUUAACAGCAUUCCCUUAAAAAGAAAACGCUGCUGCUGUUCUUCAUGUUGUUUUUACAAUACUGUUUAGCCUCAUGGUAAAAUCUAUCAAAGCACUUCACGGGUAUAAACAGUGCCUUUGCAAAAUGAGUUUAAGUUAUUAUUUUAGGUCUUUAAUUCAGCUGAACACUAGUUAUAGUUUUAAAUGGUGCGAGUUUUGCAAUAUCCCGUGUUUACACCAAUUUAGUGGCAAUUCAUUGGUACUUCAUCAAACACGCACCUCUGUUUCUGUACAGGAUGUAACUAAACGAGUUGAUUACCUAUUAACAUGAAAGGAAACUGGACAAAAAAUAAUGUACAUUUGUUAAUUAUUUAAAUGAAUGAAAAGACUAAAGAGGAUUGAAGUUCCCAGCACCUACUGUAAUUCAGCCAACUAAUUUAACAUUAUCUAACCCCGCUCCAAGUAUAAUCCCCCAUUCCCGGGCAUUGAUUUGAAGUGAUUGAGUUGAUGAUUCCCAUAUGCCUUUGCCAUGAUUACAGUGAUCUUUAUAGUGUAGAGUUACUGUGCAAAGUGCUCCCUUGUGAUUCCCAGUGUUUUUAAUGUGCA
Molecule: messenger RNA, 1834 nt
Organism: Centropristis striata (black sea bass)
Lineage: Eukaryota; Metazoa; Chordata; Actinopteri; Perciformes; Serranidae
Gene: pex19
Product: peroxisomal biogenesis factor 19
Exons: 8
Coding region: 62-940 (292 amino acids)
Biological process (GO): protein import into peroxisome membrane
Cellular component (GO): peroxisome; peroxisomal membrane
Source: RefSeq, a predicted model, not a curated record